This is a messenger RNA of Peronospora belbahrii, 210 nucleotides long. NCBI's taxonomy places the organism in Eukaryota, Oomycota, Peronosporomycetes, Peronosporales, Peronosporaceae. The record is from the annotation of a GenBank genome assembly.
AUGAACUCAAAGUGUCGCCCAGGCCCGUCCUCGCUUCCAACUAACAGCAGCAAUAUUUUGCAGGAUUUCGUGCUACUUGAGAAGAAACAAAAGGCUAAGGAAGAGGCGGUUCAGGAUUUGAAUCAUGCGCUAUUGGAGGAGACACUGAUGAGAUUAAGGGAUAAGGCACAGCAGCUUCAGAAUGAUAAAUGGAUGUAUCAGGAUAUUUAG